AUGGGUGGUGGGGCCAUGGAGACUGUACUAGCUGGAGGAGUGGGAGGUGGAGGUGUGGAUAGGAGAGGUGAUAGUGAGGAGGUUGUUGUUGGAGAGACUCCAUGGAUCAUGGACAUUCUUCCUCCAUUUGCAUCCAACAAAAAAAAAAAAAAAAACAGAGAGAGAGAGAGAAAAGAUACUACUAAGCAAGUAAUUAACCUUUAUAUUGCAGGAGUUUUGCUUGGGUUUUUAGCUUCCAAAACAACUGUUUAUGUCACACAUCAGGUGGAAUUUCCACCUUCUGCUGAUCUUAUCCUCGUUAUGAAAUAUGGAGAAAUUACACAAGGGGCCAAAUACAGUGAUAUACUAAACUCAGGAACUGAGUUUAUGGAAUUGGUUGGCUCUUUAGAAUGCUUCGGCAGCGCCAUGGAAGGUGGUUCUUUGACAAAGAAAGCAGCACACAGGCUCCUCAUAGAGUACAGCAGAAAAGAUUGGACAGAAUGGUAACCAGACGUAGGUAGUCAAAAGGUACAACUAGUUCAGGAAGAAGAGAGUGAGAAAGGCAAAGUUGGGUUUUGGGUCUACUGGAGAUACAUUACUAUAGCAUACAAAGGAGCUCUUGUGCCACUAAUAUUGCUGGCCCAAAUUCUUUUUCAAAUCCUCCAGAUUGGUAGCAAUUACUGGAUGGUUUCAGCGGCUCCUGCAUCACAAGAUGAACAACCUUAUGAGAAUACUGCAAUGCUGAUCUAUGUCUACAUUGCACUAGUUCUUGGGAGCUCUUUGUGUAUGAUGCAGCACAAAGUGCAACCAACUAGUAUUAUAACCAAUCAGAUCAUGCCAAGCAUCGUAGAAACCAGCGGGCUUACGGGCGCAAACUGCAGUAAGCAAAAAUAA
Messenger RNA from Phoenix dactylifera (date palm), 873 nucleotides. The record is from RefSeq and is a predicted model, not a curated record. Lineage: Eukaryota; Viridiplantae; Streptophyta; Magnoliopsida; Arecales; Arecaceae.